AUGAAUUCCAGGAGCAAACAAAACGGUUCAAAGAGCACGGAGCUAAAGGAAGGAACCGACAGUCAAAAAAAAAAAGAGCAAGAUGGAGUGAGCACCUCUCGGAAGCAGGUGGUUCACCCUGUUGCGGGGGGUGUCGUUGGACAGAAGGAGGGUUCGGGACGUGCAGAUCAGCCCAAUGUAGGCGCGGUAAAGUCCAAUGUGGACGCGGCACAGUCCAAUGUAGAGAUGGCCAAAGUAAAUGAGGAGGGGCAAACCCCGGCCGGGUACAACCACGACGCCACGGAGAGCAUUGAAAAUCUGUGCAAGGAGUUCGACCUGCAGGAUAUAAAUUUAGGCCUCACCAAUGAGCAAGUAAAAAUAAACAGAGAAAAAUUUGGUGAAAAUUAUAUUGAAAAGGAUGACGCAGUACCAGUAUGGUUAAUUUUCCUGUCCCAGUAUUACAGCCCUGUAGUGAUGUUACUGCUCGUUGCAGCCAUGGCCAGUUUAGUCCUGAACGAAAUUGUAGAAGGAGUUGCCAUCAUUAGUAUUGUUACGCUGAAUGCCUGUUUAGCUACUUAUAUGGAAAAGUCCUCCGGUGACGCUAUUGCAAAAUUAGCAGAAAUGGCAUCCCCUCAAUGUACUGUUGUACGAAAUGGGCAUAAAAUUGUUAUUCCCUCGAGGGAAGUAGUGGUUGGUGAUGUGGUCCUGAUCAACACAGGAGACUCCAUCUCAGCUGACUUAAGAUUAAUUGAAGUUAUUGAAUUGAAAACAAAUGAAAGUUUAUUAACAGGAGAAUCUGAAGAUAUAAAAAAGACUUUAACUCCAGAUGAUUAUACCACCCCUUUUGCAACGAACUUAUGUUUCGCCACCACAUCUGUUACGAACGGUUCAGGGAAAGGAAUAGUUACUGCAACUGGGUUAAAUACCCAGGUAGGAAAAAUCGCUUCUCAAUUGAAAAGGUCUAGUAAGGGCAGCAAAUUGACUCCUCUUCAAGUAGCAUUAAAUAAGCUAGGAGGUCUUAUAGGUCUUAUUGCCAUCAUCGUGUUGGUGUUUAUAAUAUCCUUGGCUGUACUCAUAGACUAUAGAGAUCCCGCACAUGCAGAUAAAGACCCCAUUCUUGUAAUCAUUAUAAUUGGAGUCGGUUUUGCAGUUUCAUCUGUUCCUGAAGGAUUACCCAUGGUUGUCACCAUAACCCUUUCUGCUGGGGCGAAGGAUAUGGUUCGAAAAAAUGCCAAUGUGCGUAAAUUACCAGCUGUGGAAACGCUAGGAUGCUGUUCAGUCAUUUGCUCAGACAAAACAGGAACUCUUACUGAAGGAAAAAUGACGGCCAUUAACGCUGUAACAUUUGCAAAGAAUUCAAAUCUAAGUGAUAAGAAUAAUAAGCUGACUAAGACGUUCGACUUUUAUCCUACAAAAGGGUUCGAACCUUAUGGGGGGUUAUUUGAUUCAAGUACAUUAACAAAUGAAUUAAAAAAGAAAAUUGUGAUAGCGAAGAAUCAAAGCAUAUCUUAUGAUUCCAUUUUGCCAAAUUAUGGAAAUCCUGAAAAUGAUUCCAUAGAUGUGAAAAAGACAAGGUCCCUCAUGUUUGCUGCUUACCUAAACUCGUAUGAUACUACCCUGGCCAGAGAUCCUAAAACUUCCAAGUGGACCAUACAUGGAAACAUGAGUGAAGGACCCAUAGUAGUAGCUGCAGCCAAGGUCGGCUAUAGUUCUCUUACAAACGAAAAUCACCAUUCUUAUGUCAAGCAGUAUACACGAUUGGAUGAUUUAGAAGUCACUUUUAACUCUUCCAGGAAAAUGAAAAUUACAGUUUAUAAAUUAAAGAACGAUGAUAUGUUUGAGUAUAUUCAUUUGAACAGACCAGGCAAGAGGUUCACACACAUCGCCCUCAUCAAGGGUGCCCCAGAUAAGUUACUCGAUAGAAGCACCCACUUGUUAGAAGAAUCUCCCAGGGGACCACAAAUCUCGUGGAAUGACAAAAUUAAUGAAAAGGAUAAGGAAAUUUUAGCUCAAAAAAAUUUAGAAUUGUCUCAGAAGGCUUUAAGAGUCCUAGCUGUUUGCAUUAAACCUUUAACCAUGGAACACAUAUCCUUGUUGAAAAAAUUAGAUGAUGCUGAUGAGCGAUUAAAAUUUAUCACCACUGAUGAAGAUAGCGGAUUCAUCCCGUUAGGAUAUGUCGCUGCGUUCGACCCACCCAGACCAGGAGUGAAGGAAGCGAUUGAAACGUGUAGAGAUGCACAAGUGAAAGUCAUCAUGAUAACGGGUGACCAGAAACCUACAGCCAUUGCAAUUGGAAAGCUCAUUGGGUUAAUAGGAGGGGACGAAAAUGCGGAAGAAGCGGAAGCCCAGGCUAUCGAAUGCUCCGAGUUGCAUAUUAACAAGAACCCAAAUGAACCCGUACUUCCAGAAGACCAAUUAGAUGCAUUCACAGAUAAGAUCUUGAUUUAUUCAAGGGCCCAACCGGAGGACAAAAUUACUAUCGUACAGUCGCUCAAGAGGAAAGGGUACUUAGUUGCAAUGACAGGAGAUGGAGUGAACGACGCACCAGCUUUGAAAGCAGCAGAUAUAGGAGUAGCCAUGGGAAUAAAUGGAACGGAGGUAGCCAAAGGAGCAUCUGAAAUGAUUCUAAUUGAUGACAACUUUUGUACAGUUGUUAGCGCGAUAGAUGUAGGAAGAACCAUCUUUUCUAAUAUACAAAAAUUUGUUUGCUUCUUAUUGGGUACGAACAUUGGAGAAAUACUUUACCUCUCCAUAGCCAUCGCAGCACAGAUGCCCUUCCCAUUAGAAGCACUUCAAAUAUUGUUCCUGAACUUAAUGACAGAUGGGUGUCCAGCAGUAGCCCUAUCGAGGGAGCCACCUAACCACGAUAAUAUGAAAACACCUCCCAGGCCAAAGAAGCAGCCAAUAAUGACUAAGAAGUGGUGGUUCUAUGGAAUCAUUCCGCAUACGAUUUUUGAAGCAUUAUGUGUGCUCCUCUCCUUAGCAUUUUCACUCUACAUUUGUACAGGCAGUUAUAACCUAAAUGAUAUACACAAUUCUUGUCGCACGGUUAUCCUCCCUGAUGCAACAGACGUAAACAUCACACAUGAGUACAAAUAUUUUUGUAGUACGUAUGAGUAUAGAGUAUCACCAGAAUAUAUGGGAUGGGUUACCAAUGUAAGCUUUUGGCACCCUCAGGAGAAAAAAACGGUUACAUUUUGGGGAGCUGCAAAAGGCAAAGUAGAAAAUAUAACUCCAACGUCGAGGGAAAUACAUCCGGACAUACGAACCAUCAUGCAGUAUGGUUGUUCAGAUGAUGUAGAAAAGGAUCAGUAUGGAUGGUGUAAACCGAAGAAGAAUACUUAUGUUAAGGGGAAAGAUGAACAAAUUGCUGGUGUGUUUAGAAAAAAUUUUGAAGAUGUUGCUUCUAAAGGAUCCAAGAGAGGUAGAACCAUGGCAUUUAUUUCUGCUGUCUGGUGUGAAAUGUUAAGAGCCUAUACGGUGCGAAGUUGGGAACCCUUUUACAAAGUCUUUAAUAGAAAUAUGUGGAUGCAUCUGGCUUGUAGCAUUUCUGCCACCUUGACAUUUUUGUCCACGUGUAUUCCUGGAAUCACCUCCGUCCUGAACACGACCUGCUUGCUCUGGUGGCAAUACCUAUUGGGAAUUUCAUGGGCUCUCCUCAAUAUGCUCCUCGAUGAGGUGGUGCCCAAGGUCAUCUACCGAAGGAAAUACAUGUCGGUGAAGAAGUGA
Messenger RNA from Plasmodium fragile, 3708 nucleotides. Its product is annotated as potassium/sodium efflux P-type ATPase, fungal-type. The record is from RefSeq and is a predicted model, not a curated record. Gene Ontology annotation, cellular component: membrane. Bases 1 to 3708 code for a protein of 1235 amino acids. Lineage: Eukaryota; Apicomplexa; Aconoidasida; Haemosporida; Plasmodiidae. Gene Ontology annotation, molecular function: ATP binding; ATP hydrolysis activity; P-type sodium:potassium-exchanging transporter activity. Gene Ontology annotation, biological process: potassium ion import across plasma membrane; sodium ion export across plasma membrane; proton transmembrane transport. The transcript has a single exon.